Molecule: messenger RNA, 932 nt
Organism: Sceloporus undulatus (fence lizard)
Lineage: Eukaryota; Metazoa; Chordata; Lepidosauria; Squamata; Phrynosomatidae
Product: transmembrane protein 244-like
Exons: 6
Coding region: 606-932 (108 amino acids)
Source: RefSeq, a predicted model, not a curated record
UAGCCCCAAGUCAUGGCGGUGAAAGCGGUCUCAAACUGGAUUGUAUUUACAGUGUGGUUUUGGACCUAAGUGAAUGUAAAUUCAUGUUUGUGAAGUUGAAGGCUUUCAAUCUUCUAGAACAUGGCCACAUAGCCCGAAAAACACACCAAAACUAUAAAUUCAUGUUUCUUGCUUAGAGUUUCCAUAACUGUCUACCACAAAAGCGGGAGAAAUGCAGGGGACAAAAUGUAGGGACGUUUGAGAAAAACUGUUAUCGUGAGCUGCCUUGGGCUCCUUUCAGGGGCAAAGGCAGGAUAGUAAUUAAAUCAAUUAAAUAAAUAAAUGGAGGACAUGACCAACUAAAACCCAAAAAUAUUAAUAAAAUUUUAACUGGAGGCCCACUAAUAUUGAUAGGCACUUACUGACCCUUAUACGAAGGCUCUAUGAUCAAACCUCCUUGAGAGUAAGAUGUGAUCAAGAAGGGCAUUUAACAGAAGGCGUUGCAGUUCAUUUCUUAAUCUCCUGCUACAAAAGAUCAGACACUCUUCGUCCUUGCUGCAGGUCUCAUCAGGCUGUGGCUAUGCUUCAUGAAAUACUCUCGCUGCUGUUAUUAAUCUUACCUGACCAUGGUCUGGCAAGGUAGUCAAGGAGCAGCCAUCAAGGACAUCAUUCUUCAUAUCCUUCUCUGCCUCCUCAUUUUCUACACAGUGUAUUAUAUGACUGGGAGCAUUUCGUGUGGACUGUUCAGGCUCAACACCUUUAGUCUACAUACACCUUUUGAAUUUAAAACAGAGCCAUCAUAUUCAGAUCCCAACUAUCUGGCAAACAUGCUGGCCAUGGAGUUCACCUUUCUCACCAGUGGUUUCCUUUUUGCACAACUCCUGAAACGAUGGGUCUGGGAUUAUGCCAUCACCGUGACUUUGGCUCACAUUCUGUUGACAUCUGCAGUGUGA